Messenger RNA from Wyeomyia smithii (pitcher-plant mosquito), 1397 nucleotides. It is a transcript of the gene Wdr92, whose product is annotated as dynein axonemal assembly factor 10. The transcript is spliced from 4 exons. Lineage: Eukaryota; Metazoa; Arthropoda; Insecta; Diptera; Culicidae. Gene Ontology annotation, molecular function: ubiquitin binding. The record is from RefSeq and is a predicted model, not a curated record. The coding region runs from base 154 to 1263 and encodes 369 amino acids.
GUGCUUAACAAAACGGCCACCUGGGCUUUGUUUAUUUUACGUAGCAACAUAUUUUUCGUUUAAAAAAAGUAAUCCCCGAUUUAUUCCGGAUUCAUUACAGAGUCCACCAAACAUGAUUUAGAGAAUAGGUCUUUCUUUCGCACGGCAGCAGCUAUGGAUUCUGUUCAAAUGAUAGCACAUAUCGAAAAGUCGUUAGACUAUUCGUUGUUUGAUGUAAAGUGGAUACCUUGCUCAGCGAAGUUUGUGGUGCUUGGUUCGAAACCAAAAGGAACCGGUAUAAUACAGGUGUACCAGCUUAACAGUGGUGAACUAGACAAGCUACAUGAAACGGAAAAACCUAAGUCUUUCAAAUGUUGCUCAUUUGGAGCUUCGCAGCUGCGUGAGACACAGCUGGCCACUGGUGAUUUCGUCGGUAAAUUGGCUAUUUAUGAUGUGGAACGAUUAGACGAAGCGAUAUACGAAGCUGAGGCCCAUGCUGGAAUAAUCAAUGCAAUAGACGCUAUUGGAGGAACAUCAGUCAAUUGCGGAGCUCAAGAAAUCGUAACUGGUGGCAGAGAUGGAUCAGUUAAGGUAUGGGAUCCAAGGCAGAAAAACGAUCCAGUUGCGCAUAUUAGUGCUACAGGUAAUAGUCCAGCUGAGAUCCGAGACUGUUGGGCUGUAGGGUUUGGAGAUUCUUACAAUUGUAUAGAGCGUUCGGUAGUAGCAGGAUACGAUAAUGGUGAUGUAAAACUCAUUGAUCUUCGUGUAAUGAAGGAACGGUGGACAACCAAUGUAAAAAAUGGUGUUUGCGGAAUCGAGUUCGAUCGAAAAGAUAUUAAAAUGAAUAAGCUUGUUGUUAGCACUCUGGAAGGUGGAUUGCACGUUUUCGACAUGCGAACUCAGCACUCUGAAAAAGGAUUUGCAAGGUUAUCGGAAAAGAACGUUGGUCAGGCGUUGGGUACCAACGGUGUAAUCAAUGGAGCAAAGUCAACCGUUUGGGUGGUUAAACACUUACCUCAAAAUCGUGACAUUUUUGCAACAUGCGGAGGAUCAGGAAAUGUUCGGUUGUGGCUUUACCAUUAUCCAGAAACCCGAGUCAAAACACUGAACAGCGGAGAACAACAAGGUGUUGUUGGAAGCUUAGAAAUGCUAAAUGCAACAACAUUAUCAACCCAACCGGUGCAUGCUUUCGACUGGAGUCCCGAUAGACAAGGAUUGGCUGUUUGUGGGUCAUUCGACCAAACGGUGCGUGUCCUGGUGACCACCAAUUUACAUUUACAUUGACAUUUGUUCCGACUAUCCAUAUAAGACUAAUUUCACCGCCGAAAAGAGGUAUUGAAGUAGAAUACUUCUCUCAGGAAGUUCGGCUACAUAGGGAUGUGAAAUGAAAAUCUAAAACCGAAAAAAUUGAAAAAGAU